Molecule: messenger RNA, 3238 nt
Organism: Melospiza melodia melodia
Lineage: Eukaryota; Metazoa; Chordata; Aves; Passeriformes; Passerellidae
Gene: DMTN
Product: dematin actin binding protein
Exons: 17
Coding region: 187-1389 (400 amino acids)
Biological process (GO): lamellipodium assembly; actin filament bundle assembly; cytoskeleton organization
Cellular component (GO): actin cytoskeleton; plasma membrane
Molecular function (GO): actin filament binding
Source: RefSeq, a predicted model, not a curated record
AACGCGCGUGCGGCGCAGGGGCGGGAGCGCUGCUGGGCGCGGGGAUGGCUCCCGGCGGACGGGCAGCGCUGCCUGCGGGCCAUGGGCUCCCCUGAAGGGGGAACGGCCGAGCCCCAGCGCCCCGGGGGAUGCGGAGCCACGGAGGCGGCGGAGCCUGUGACUGACACAGCCCCAGCCCGCGGCUGAAUGGAAAGGCUGCAGAAGCAGCCUCUGACCUCCCCUGGGAGCGUCUGCUCUUCGCGCGGAUCCAGCGUUCCCGGCUCUCCCUCCAGCAUCGUGGCCAAAAUGGACAACGAGGUCCUGGGCUACAAGGACCUGGCUGCCAUCCCCAAGGACAAAGCCAUCCUGGACAUCGAACGCCCCGACCUGAUGAUCUACGAGCCCCACUUCACCUACUCGCUGAUGGAGCACGUGGAGCUGCCCCGCAGCCGGGAGCGCUCCCUGUCUCCCAAAUCCAUGUCUCCUCCUCCAUCUCCAGAGGUGAUCCGGGAGUGGCUGGAGAGCCGCCCCCCCAGCAGCACCCCGCUGCCCCCCUCGCGCCAGGGCCCCGCGCCCACCCGCAGCAGCGUCCAGCACUUCCACCGCCCCGAGACCGACACCACAGAGCUCAACAUUUACAAGAAGCCCCCGAUCUACCGGCAGAAAGACCACCAUUCCAGUGCCCACCACGGGAAGCAUCUCAUCGAGGACCUGAUCAUCGAAUCCUCCAAAUUCCCGGCGGCGCAGCCCCCAGACCCCAACCAGCCCGCCAAGAUCGAGACCGACUACUGGCCCUGCCCGCCCUCGCUGGCCGUCGUGGAGACGGAGUGGAGGAGGCGGAUGGCGUCCAAGAGAGGCGAGGAGGAGGAUGAGGAUCUGACCGAGGAGAUGAAGAACCUGCGGGAGCUCCAGAGGCAGGAGCUGAGCAAGGUCACCUCCAACCUCGGGAAGCUGAUCCUGAAGGAGGAGAUGGAGAAGUCGCUCCCGAUCCGGAGGAAAACUCGCUCGCUGCCGGACCGGACGCCUUUCCACACGUCCCUCCACACGAGCUCCAAGAGCUCCUCCCUCCCCGCCUCCGGCCGGAGCACCCUCACCCGGCUGCAGUCAGCAGAGUUCGGCUCGGCGGGGAGCGAGAAGGGGAGCCCUGCCCUGCAGAACGGCCAGCGGGGACGGAUGGACAGAGGGAACUCCCUGCCCAGCAUGCUGGAGCAGAAGAUUUACCCCUACGAGAUGCUGAUGGUGACGAACCGAGGCCGAGUGAAGCUCCCGCCCGGCGUGGACAGGACCAGGCUGGAGCGCCACCUGUCCCCCGAGGAUUUCCUCAAGGUGUUCGAGAUGUCACCGGAGGAGUUCGGCAAGCUGGCGCUGUGGAAGCGCAACGAGCUGAAGAAGAAAGCCUUCCUCUUCUGAGCCCUCCUCCUCCUCCUCCUCCUCCUCCUCCUCCUCGGGCCAGCUCCGUCCGUGUCGCGCCGUGGAAUCGCUUCAGGGCUCCCCAGCCGGUUUUUAUUGGGGUUCCCCCCGCAGCUCCUCCUCCAGCCCCCCAAAUUUGCGCCCCCCCAAAUCUGCGCCCCCCAAAUCUGCGCCCCCCACCUCAAUCCUGGUGGGAUUGGGGGGGAUUGAACCCGCCUGGCACGGGGAGAAGGUGGGGUCGAACCUGCCUGGCACGGGUUGGGGAUUGGGGGGCUCCAACCCGCCUGGCAGGGGGGAAUGGGGGGGAUUGAACCUGCCUGGCAUGGGGAGAUGGGGGCAUCGAACCUGCCUGGCAUGGAUGGGGCUGGGGACAUUGAACCUGCCUGGCAUGGGGAGCUGGGGGGGCACAAACUUGCCUGGCACAGGGAGCUGGGCGGCUCCAACCUGCCUGGCAUGGGGAGAUGGAGAUGGGGGCAUCGAACCUGCCUGGCACGGGGGGAUGGGGCUGGGGGGGAUCAAACCUGCCUGGCACAAGGGAUGGGGGGGCUCCAACCUGCCUGGCACAGGGGGAAGGGGCUGGGGGAACUCGAACCAGCCCCUGCCCCCUGGUGGGCACGGUUCGGCUGAGGGGGUCUCUGGGCCUUGUGCCCCCCUUUCCCCCCCCCCCCCAGGAAUGUGCCUGGCUCUGCUUUCAGCCCCCUGGCACCGCUGAGGUGGCGCUGGGCGGUUCUGCUGUCCCCAUCUCCCACCCCGAGGUGCCCCCCAAGGUGCCCCUGUGCCCACCCCGAGGCUCGGGAAGAGCCCACACUGCCAGACCGAUGUUCUCCCAGCAAAGCCAGGCCUAAAUCCCAGCUCAACCCCCAAUCCCUGCAGCCCCCCAGCUCUGUCCCCCCCCCGGUCCCUCCUGUGCCAGGAGCUGCAGAGGGGACCCCAAGGACACACUGCCAACGCCCCCCAGCUCCGGGCUGGGCAGAGGGGCAGGGGGGGCACCCCGGGGGUGGCAGGGUUGGGGUGGGGGGACCCUGGGGCAUCUCCAGCUGUGGAUGGGGGGGAUGCAGGGGGCGAUGAUUUGGGGGGCACAGGAGCGAUGAUCUGGGGGCAUUAGGGCGAUUAUUUGGGGGGCACUGGGGUGAUGAUUUGAGGGGCACAGGAGAGAUGAUUUGGGGACACUGGGGCAAUGACUUCGGAGGCACCAGAGCGAUGAUUUCAGGGGCACAGGAGAGCACUUGAGUGAUGAUUUGGGGGGCACAGGAGUGAUAAUUUGGGGGGCACUGGGACGAUUAUUUGGAGGGCACUGGAGUGAAGAUUUGGGGGGCACAGGAGGGCACUGGAGUGGUGAUUUGGGGGGCACAGGAGGGCACUGGAGUGAUAAUUUGGCCACCGAACAGACACGGAUGGACUGGAGCAGGGCACGGCUCGAUGGGCACCGUGCCCGCUCUCCAGGGCUCGCCACUGUCCCUGUCCCCUCCCGGACAAGGCUCGGCACCGGGCAGCACCUUCCCUUCCCUUUCCCCUCUCCAGGCACACGUUUUGGGCAGGACCCCUCUCUCCCCGCACCCCCUGACCCCUCCACGCUCCCCGGUUUUUGUUUCCAGCCACUUUCCAGCCGCUAGACCUUGUUGGGAUGUAAAGAAUGUAAUUUAUCGGGAAUUCACUGGCCCAUACUUGCCUUUCACUGCUACAAACGACAUAUCUAUAAAUAUAUAUAUAAAUAUGGGUUGUUUUCGGACUGGACUACAGUGAUUCACUUUCUCUGUUUUUUGUUAGAGUUUAUUUUAUUUGCUGGUGUCGGAGAAUCCGCGUGAGAGUGAUUUUUUGCUUACAAUUAAAGGUGAAAUGGCUUUAUCCA